Molecule: messenger RNA, 3128 nt
Organism: Striga asiatica
Lineage: Eukaryota; Viridiplantae; Streptophyta; Magnoliopsida; Lamiales; Orobanchaceae
Source: the annotation of a GenBank genome assembly
CACACUUUCAAUUAGAAAAGAAAGCAAAUAAUUCCUCACACCGUAGAAAAAUUAAGUGAAAAAUGAACAAAUUCUUGCCCAAUUCAUGAAAAGCAGAGGCGAGUAAAAAGCUAUACAUUAUGCUCUCUUGUUAUAGUAAAUAAAUUAAAAAAAGAAGAAAAAAAAUUGAUGGGUUCUUACCUUUACUCUUAUCUUUGCUAAAAAAUAGGAAUAAAGGGGAAUUAUGGGACGAAAGAAAUUCGUCUGCUAGCUCUAGCAAAACUGCCUUGGCAAAGCUAAAACGAGUAGAAGAUGCUUCUUGUCCACCGUUUUGGUGGUUGAUUCAAACUGAUACCGAGAUAUGCUGUUCUUUUUUUGCCCGUUUUAGUUUUCUUCAAACUCAAAACUCACCCCCAACAGUAAUUACACUUCACAUGCUGGAUUAAGGUAUUUUUUUUUUCUUUUUCCAUUUUUCUGCACAACAUUCAUAGUUGGAGAGAGAGAAAUUUGAGUUGGGGCGUGGAGAGAUUAUAAAGAAAUGAUAAAGAAAUAGGAGGGUAGACGGUUUUUUUUAGGAGGGUGGACGGUUUUGGUCAGAUCUUUGAUGCCUUGUGGGUUUUUUUUUACCAAUUGCAGUUUUUACUUUUUUUGUUAUAUAUAUAUAUUUUUUUAUUUUUGGGGGUAAUAUUUAAGUGUGGGAAGGUGUUGGGUAGUGUCCCCUGAGCUGACUAAGGCACCUCCGGAGUCAGUGGGCUUUGCCGCCGACCAAGCAAACAAUCUCUUCUUCUUCUUCAAGUGAACAAUUUAUUAUUUUUUUUAAAAAUUUCUUUCAUUAUAAAAAAAGGGGGCUGAAAUCUUGCUCAAAAAACCCAUCUUUUUUACUCACUCUCUCUCUCUUUUGUCUGUGUCAAGAUUCGGUCAUACGAAGCCAUACAUCUUUUUUCUAACCCCAUCUUCGAGAUCCCACUUUAUCGUUUUUCAUAUGUGAGCUGAAAAACUUGACCAUAUUCUGAAAAUUGGUCCCCACAUUUAAGGUUGUGUACAUUUCUUGCCAUUUUUAGGGUUUUUAGUCCUUUCUUGAUUUGGUGUCCAGUCGGAUCAAUUGUUGGGGAAUGCUCGAGGGGCAAUCUUGUGUGGUUCAUUUUGCGGUGUUUGGUUGAGUAGCUAGAAAGCAUACUUUUUUACCUUUUUCUUUAUUUGUUUAUAUUUUCUGUACCANACAACAGAUCUUUUCAGCUGGGAAGGAUGAAGUUUAUGAAGCUUGGAUCCAAGCCAGAUACAUUUCAGACUGAGGACAACAGUAUAAGAUAUGUUGCCAGUGAGCUCGCAACAGAUAUCGUCAUUCAGAUCGGGGAAGUCAAGUUUUACCUGCACAAGUUUCCACUCCUCUCGAAAAGUGCCCUCUUGCAGAAGCUCGUCUCCCCAUCGACCGAAGACGAAAUUGCCCUCCACGACAUCCCUGGUGGGCCCACAGCCUUCGAGACGUGCGCCAAAUUCUGCUACGGCAUGACAGUCACUCUCAAUGCCUACAAUGUGGUCCCUACUCGAUGCGCGGCUGAAUACCUCGAAAUGCACGAAACAGUCGAUAAAGGUAACCUCAUUUACAAAGUCGACGUCUUUUUGAGCUCGAGCAUCUUUCGGAGUUGGAAGGACUCGAUAAUCGUACUCCAAUCGGCAAAAACCCUCGUCCCAUUUUCCGAAGAGCUCAAAAUCAUCAGCCACUGUGUAGAUGCCAUUGCCAGCAAGGCGUCGACCGAAGUCUCGAAAGUCGACUGGUCAUACACUUACAAUCGUAAAAAAAUGGCCGAGGAGAAUGGUGCAAACGGGCUGAAGAUGAUUCGGGCCGUGCCGCUCGAUUGGUGGGCCGAGGAUUUGAGUGAGCUCGAGAUCGAUUUGUACAAACGGGUAAUCGUGAAUAUAAAAAACAAAGGGUUUGUGCCGAGUGAGGUGAUUGGGGAAGCCCUGAAAGCAUACGCGUACCGGAAGCUUCCGGGCUCGGGCAAGAAUGUGGUUUUGCAAGACGAUCUCCCGAAAUUCCGUUCGAUUUUGGAGACUGUGGUGUGGCUUUUGCCUUCUGAAAAAGGUUGCGUCUCGUGUAGCUUUCUUUUGAAGCUUCUGAAAGCGGCAGUCUCGGCUGAUUCGGACGAGAGGGUAAAAACGGAACUCGUGAGGAGAAUCGGGCAGCAGCUGGAGGAGGCCUCGGUUAAUGAUUUAUUGAUUCGGGCUUGUGAGGGUGCGGAGUUGAUUUAUGAUGUUGAGAUUGUCCGGAAGAUUCUGGAGGAGUUUGUGACGCAGGAUAGGAAUUUCGAGAUCGAGAUAGAAAAUGGAGAUGGGGAGAUUCAAGAGGUUCGGAGGCCCGGGAUUUUGUCCGAAGCUUCGAAGCUGAUGGUGGCUAAACUUGUGGAUGGCUAUCUUAUGGAGAUCGCAAAGGAUCCGAAUCUGCCCAUUUCUUUGUUUGUUGGGAUCUCGGAUAUGGUUUCGGGAUUUUCCCGCCCGGCACACGAUGGCUUGUAUCGGGCCAUCGAUACGUAUCUCAAGGAGCAUCCGGGGAUCAACAAGAGCGAAAGGAAGCGCAUUUGCCGACUGAUGGACUGCAAGAAGCUCUCGGCCGAAGUAUGCAUGCACGCAGUCCAAAACGAACGGCUGCCCCUUCGCGUAGUCGUUCAAGUCCUCUUCUUCGAGCAAGUCCGCGCAGCAGCCAGUUCAGGCAGCUCGACUCCCGACCUCCCGAAAGCCAUUAAAGACCUAAACUGCAACAAUUCACACGGAAGCUCUCGUUCGACCACGACUAACACAGACGAGGACUGGGGAGAUGCCAUGGCCUCGGCUGAAGAGCUCCGGGCACUCAGAGGCGAGCUGGCGGCCUUACGGUUAGGCAAUGGGAUUCCAAACGAGAGGGAGAUGGGUCGGGCCUCUGAACGGGCUGCGAUUGGGAAGGUUAAAGGACUGAUAAUGUCGAGGAGGAUUUUCUCCAAGAUUUGGUCGGGAAAAGGCGGAGGUGGGGCCCACGGGGAGAAUAGCGGGUCGGAUUCUUCGGAGAGUUUAGGGUCGGGUAAUACUACGAGUAAUGCUCACAGCAUUCAUGACGAGGGGAAGAGUACGCCGUCGAGGAAAGGGAGGCGUUCGGUUUCGUAAUUUGAAAGGGAGGG